AUGGCCAAAGCAGCAAGAACCAUCCACCACCCUCUCCUCUUCGUCUUCGUCCUCAUCUCGCUGCUCGCCACCCUCGGCGCGGCUGGCGGCCGCCGGUGCCCUCCUGUCCCGUCCAUGACCGCCGAGGGCGCGUGCACCGCGGUCUCCGGGACGCGCCACAUGCGCGGGCUCUGCCUCCGCACGCUUCGCGCUGGCGCGGGCGCGGGCGCGGCGGCGCCCGUCACCCAGCACGCCGCGGCGGCCGUGCGCGCCGCGCUCGACGCCUACGCCGCCACGGUUGCCGCGGCGACGUCGCUGCUCGACGGCGGCGCGGUGCCGGCCGACGACGAGAAGGCCGCGUUCGGCGCCUGCAUGGUGGGGUACGGGCGCGCCCGCGGGGCCAUGGCCCGCGUCGCCGACGAACUGGCGGGCGGCGGCUGCGACGGCCCCGCCGGCGACCUCAGGGCGGGCUACACGGCGGGGCUCCGCGGCAUGGACGCCUGCAGGAGGGGCCUGCUCAGUUACCCGGCGUCGCCGUUGUACUCCAGGAACCUCGCCGACCGGAACGUGACCUUGCUCGCCGCCUUGCUCUGCAGCCUGGUGCCGGCUUGAGCCUGCCCUUGAGGACGGACAGCUUGUGAAUGGGUAGUCACUGAUGGACAGAGAGCAUUCGGUUGUAUAGCCUUGUUAAAGGGUCUAACCAGGCAAGCAAUAAAUAAGCCGUGU
Molecule: messenger RNA, 705 nt
Organism: Panicum virgatum (switchgrass)
Lineage: Eukaryota; Viridiplantae; Streptophyta; Magnoliopsida; Poales; Poaceae
Exons: 1
Coding region: 1-591 (196 amino acids)
Source: RefSeq, a predicted model, not a curated record